AUGAAAUCCUGCAAUAAAACCAUGGAGCCAUCUGGACUUGAAACGUGAAUCAGAUGGAAGCCAAAACAAAUACAAAACCAUCUUCUCUCAGAUGGGCAAUCUUACGCCAAGCCCUUCUUCGCAAAACUCGUGAAAGUCUCGAUAAUCAAUCACCAAGUGCUAUCAAGCGCAUUUCAAGAAAAACCCAUCAAGGAUUUAACUUGAUACCAGGCCAAGUGGUUGAAGAUCAUGUUAACGAAGAAUCAAACUUUAGAGAUGUUUGCAUUUGCUACACUUUGCCUGUUGAUGGAACUCCCAAAAUUCUUGUCAAGCAAAGAGUAAAUAAUGGUGUUGAUUUGAGUGAUUUUGAGGUUUCUGAUAGAUACAAUGUCGAUCACACUGGCCUAGUGUGUCAGUGGCCAUCUGAAGAUGUCCUUGCAUAUUUUUGCUUGUCACAUGCAGACAUGUUCAGGUCUAAAAGAGUUAUUGAGCUUGGAUCGGGAUAUGGCUUAGCUGGAUUAGUUAUUGCAGCAACAACUGAGGCAUUGGAAGUUGUAAUCUCAGAUGGAAAUCCAGUAGUAGUAGAUUAUAUUCAGCAUAGCAUAGAUACCAACUCCACAGCAUUUGGUAAUACAAAAGUGAAGACUGUGACAUUGCAUUGGGAUGAGGAAGUAACUUGUAAUAUCUCCAACACUUUUGAUGUCAUAGUUGCCAGUGACUGCACUUUUUUUAAGGAGUUCCACAAUGCCCUUGCUUGUACCAUCAAACUCUUGUUAAAAAAUGUUGGGCGCUCAGAAGCAAUAUUCUUCAGCCCUAAAAGAGGAGAUUCAUUGGACAAAUUCCUAGAGAAAAUUGAAGAAAAUGGGCUGCAUUUCUCUAUAACAGAGAAUUAUGACUCUGAAGUUUGGAAGCGUCAUCAAGGUUUCGUGGCUGGUGACGACACCUGGCCCAGCUAUGAGAAGCAGCACUGCUAUCCAUUAAUGGUCAGAAUUACAUUAUAAAAUCUUGGAGCCUUUUCUUUUUCAUUCAUAACUUUGUAAUUUUAGGCCAGGUUAUUAUUGCCCCAUUUAUCUGUGGCAUGCAGAAAUUACCAUGUAGAAAAACACUUUUUACUUGCUGAAUGCAGUGUUCUAUCUUACUAUCA
This is a messenger RNA of Populus nigra (black poplar), 1123 nucleotides long. RefSeq names its product calmodulin-lysine N-methyltransferase-like. The coding region runs from base 54 to 980 and encodes 308 amino acids. NCBI's taxonomy places the organism in Eukaryota, Viridiplantae, Streptophyta, Magnoliopsida, Malpighiales, Salicaceae. Gene Ontology annotation, molecular function: calmodulin-lysine N-methyltransferase activity. The transcript has 7 exons. Gene Ontology annotation, cellular component: cytoplasm. The record is from RefSeq and is a predicted model, not a curated record.